AUGAAGAAUUUGACGGUUCCUGUUGUUUUUGAGGUGGAGUUGGAUCCUGGACGUAAAGGAGUGGUUCCCCGAUUAAUGGGUUCCAUAAACGAGCUGGGAUUUUGGGACACCGAAUACGGCGUGGACGCCAGGAGGAUUGCCAAGGACUCACCAAUAUGGAAAGUGAAGGUACAUAUGCCUCAGAGGUCCUUUUUCUAUUUCAACUGGGUCCUGAUGAAAAAACGAGAAGUAGUUGAAGAAGAUCAGUACCGUCAAGCUGAUAUUGGUGUUUUUGGUGGCCUCAUGAAGACCAAAUACGGAGAAGGAUCGGGAGAAUUCAUCAUGGAUGGUGGAUGUAAAGUUUCUGUAGCGACUCAUUACCACUUGAGUUACAAUGAAUCACUCGCUGUUGUUGGUUCGGGAGAUUUUCUGGGCAACUGGGAAAGUUCCGGUACUUCUAAAUGUUUCAGUAUGAACGAUGUUUGGAGUACGAAAUUUGAAAUGAAGCACGAGACGACUGAAGAGUUCAAGCUGGUGAUUUUGGACAGGGAGAGCGGUCAGAUCAAAAGAUGGCAGGACGGUGAAAACCGGGUGAUAAAGAUAGAAGAGGGGUUGAAUUCUAAAAGUGUGUAUGUCCCCUGGGGUGGAAGAUAUCUACAAGAAGGAAUAAUAAUACCUAUUAUUACCAUAGUCGAAUGUUUCGACAACCGAACAACAGUUGGAGAGUUAUCUCUCAUCUCUUCACCUCCAAACUUAUCCAGAGCAGCCUUCAAGUUAUUUUUAACCAAUGGCGAGUUAGAUGAUGAUAUUUCUAAAGACCUAGAACUGACUCUUGCUCAAAAUCCUACAUUUAAAGAUGCGAUGGCUUUACUUUGUAAUGAUGAUAACAUCAACGAAGCCGAAAAGACAUUAACCAAAACUUCAUCUGCUCUUGAUAUCCAGAUGUUGAUCGGUGACGGAGACGGUGUUGGCCAUGUACAAGAGAAAGCCAAAAGGCAAGCUUGCCACGACUUAGGCUUACCAGACCUUAUUCAAGACCUGGACUUUAUCAAAGAGACAAUUGAUUCUGAGGGAACUCAAACCAUCUUCAAAACAGUCGAGUCACCAAGAUCAAAAGAUGUUCUCGACUUGAAGCAGUUGCCAUUCUUUGCUGUAGAUGAACUCGCAGAGGAAAUAAAUAAUGGUGGACAGAAAUCAACUACUUUGGAAUCAGCUGUGUUAAUCGAAGCUUCGAGUCCAAAUGAAGUCUUCGAUACCAGCUUGAAGCAACUGCCAUUCUUUGCUGUAAACGAACUUCCAGAAGAAGCCAACAGUUCAAACGAGCCACCAUUUUUCAAUGGAAUAAAGGCAACUGAUACUUAUGAGAAGCAAAUUGAGUUCGAAAUUGCAGUGUCAUCCGGAGUUUACAUCGACAACAUCUUAAAUACCUUAAUGCAAUUACAAGUUAGCUCUGCAGAGGGAGUCCAAGAGUCAACCAGUUAUGAACAGAAGAAUGCUACCUCCUUCGAAACUGCUUCAUCAUUAGAAGCUUCAAGUCCUGGAGAAGCCACCAAUGACAAUUUGAUGCAGCUAGAACUUUUCGCAGCAGACGAACUUUCAGAAUCGACCGACAAUGUCAAAGAAAAACCAACUUUCGGCGAAACAGCUUUGUCGUCUGAAACCUACAGUCCAAGAGAUGAAAUCAACGCCAUUUUGAAACCCUUCAAAAUUGCUUUGUCAUCAGAAGAAAAAUGGUCAAAACCCAGAAGAGCUGCUUUCAAGAUGUUUAACUUUGUCAACGACUACUGCUAUCGAUUGGUGUUUUAA
This is a messenger RNA of Lottia gigantea (owl limpet), 1785 nucleotides long. RefSeq lists its product as hypothetical. The coding region runs from base 1 to 1785 and encodes 594 amino acids. The record is from RefSeq and is a predicted model, not a curated record. The transcript has 3 exons. Gene Ontology annotation, molecular function: starch binding. NCBI's taxonomy places the organism in Eukaryota, Metazoa, Mollusca, Gastropoda, Lottiidae.